AGCCAACUGUCACAGCGGCAUGAAGGCACCUUUUGCGAUCGCCUCGCCGUGGCAUUUGGAAUUACGAGCUUCAACGUUAUCCAGACCCCUGCAAAAGUCAAACCCUGCAAUAGCGAAAUUCAAGGGCGGACUGGGAAAAGAUAUCUCUUCCCAGCGGGCGUGCUACCAUGACUGUACGGGAAACACGCUAGAAAGCGGAUUUCUGUGGUUCUAAGCAUGCUUCUGAAAACAAUGAGUGACGGAGCCUCGUCACUAGUUUGUUGAGUUGAUGCUAACACGCACACCAUACGCUACUGAUCAUGCCAUGUCCAGUUAGAAAAGCUAAUGCAGGUAUUGUCUGUGUGCAUCUUCAGACUUCUCCUGUUUCGAUCUGAUCGCAGCGAUUUGGAGAGACAAAAGUUGUUGAUUUCUCACUGGCUUCUCUUUUGUCUCCGUACAAAGUGGGAUGCCGCUCGUUCUUUGGCUUCUCUUGUGGACUAUCUCUUCCUUUUUCGGAUUUUCCUUCACUACACAGUACCUCCCUUCUUAGACCAUCGGUGUCUUGAGGUUCUGGACUCAAUUUAACGAUAGACUUUUGGAAUCUUCAGCCUUGGAAAAGUGCCCUUCUAGGCUUUCUUCUCGUAUUGUACCAUCAUUAGAGAAGACUGUGCUUUGGAGCUUUUACGAUAAUACUAGCAAUUGACCUCGAUAUCCGUUAGCGUCUACGCUGGUUUCAUUUUUUUUCUUGGGAACUUUCCUCUACCUGCGACUAAGCUCUUCUUUAUUUUCAACGGAGAUAUCUGGCACAAGCACGAUAUUCCCAGCUGUACAGGCGAUGAGAGACGGACCAGUCAUCGAACAAGGGGUUGACCCCAAAAUUGACCAUAUCCACCUAAGUCUAAGCACGGUGGACGAUGCUACUCAUCGAGAUCGAAAUGACAUGGCACGAAUGGGGAAGUCCCAACAAUUCAAGCACUUCAAAUUUGGGCCUGGUGAAUGGCGGUCAAGCGGGGAUGGUGUACAUCUAUAUCGGGACAUUUGUCGGCUUCCUUUUCUCGGUGAUUUCAAUGGCCGAGAUUGCAUCACUGCUAGCUCUCCUACAUCUGGCGGUCAAUAUCAUUGGGUAAGCGAGUACGCAAGCCCUAGAUAUCAAAAGUUCUUGAGUUAUAUCACAGGGUGGCUCUCCGUACUAGGGUGGCAAGGUGGAUUUGCUAGUAUCACCUUCCUCUGUGGCACUCUAGUCCAGGGGUUUAUUGCAUUGAACAACCCAACUUCCUAUACUCCUGAGAGAUGGCAUGGCACUCUCCUGACUUUCGCAAUUGCACUGUUUGCCACUUUCAUCAAUACCUAUGCUGCAAGUCAGCUACCCAGUCUUGAGGGCUUAAUUCUCAUUCUCCAUAUCUUUGGCUUCUUUGCUACAAUGAUCCCUCUCUGGGUAAUGGCUGAGAGGGUGGAUGCCAAAACCGUUUUUACUGAAUUCAGCAAUAUCAGCGAGUGGCCAAGUACUGGCUUGGCCGUUUUAGUAGGGCAGAUUGCUCCAAUAUUCUCAUUCUUGGGGCCUGACGGUGCUACGCAUAUCGCUGAGGAGAUUAAAGACGCUUCAAAGAUCGUCCCUUGGUGUAUGGUUGCGACUGCCCUCAUCAAUGGCACUCUUGGUUUUGUGAUCCUCAUUACAUAUCUCUUCACGAUGGGUGAUCUAGACACAGUUCUUCACCCAGCAAGCGGCUUUUCUUUCAUAUCUGCAUUCAACAACGCCCUGGGUAGCGCAAAGGGAGCUACAGCCCUUGCUUCGCUUAUCCUUGUCCUCGAAAUCUGCAGCGCCAUUAGUAUUUUAGCAACCUGUUCUCGGCAGGCAUUUGCGUUUGCCCGCGAUAACGCUCUACCUUUUUCCAGUUUUUUCGCCAACGUCAACCCCAAGUCCAAGAUUCCCGUCAAUGCGGUGAUGUUCACCACCACUGUCACCCUUCUUUUAUCGCUAAUUAAUAUUGGCUCAACGGAAGCAUUCAACGCCAUUGCCUCUCUAACCGUAGGAUCUCUCUAUCUCUCAUAUAUUUUAUCCAUUGGAGCCUUCAUCGCUCGCCGCCUGCGACCCGAGCCGCUGCCCCGAGCACGGUUCAGCCUCGGAAAAUUCGGACUACCGAUAAAUAUAUUCGCGUUCUUCUAUCUGUGCUUUGCGAUCGUCUUCACUUUUUUCCCGGGUCAGCGCCAUGUCACUCUCCAAAAUAUGAACUGGUCGGUUUUGGUCUGGGGGGUUGUGGUUGUCUUUGCCAUUGUCCAGUACAUGGUCCACGGCAGGAAAGUAUACGAGGGCCCCGUUGCAUAUGUUCAAAAGGCACAGUAAUGGUGUUUUGCGGGUUUCCUAUUUUAUUGUUUUAUUGCUCUUGCAAUCAUUUAGCUACACGGGGUCCUUAGCGCAUAUG
Molecule: messenger RNA, 2399 nt
Organism: Coccidioides posadasii C735 delta SOWgp
Lineage: Eukaryota; Fungi; Ascomycota; Eurotiomycetes; Onygenales; Onygenaceae
Source: RefSeq, a predicted model, not a curated record